AUUUCUUUCACGCUUAUACUGGAGCAAAUACAAACCUUCUGUAAAAGAAUAAUAAGUAUUUUUGUUAUUGACGGAAACGGCAUCACCGCGUAUAAGAAAAGCACAUUCCCUUACGUAAAAAAAUUAUAUAUAUAAGUAGCCAACCGUAGCUAGCUUAAUUAUGCUAGGAAACCGAUGACGUCGCGCGACGCUGGUCGUUUAACAAACAUUUGCAAACCUUUUAUCUUCGGGCCAACAAUAAAUAUAGUUUGCGGCUUUGCCGCAGCGUGUGUUUUAAAAAUAUUCAGAACACUUUACUUACGUUUUGUCUGCUGUGUAUUUGCAAUUCACCUUAACGGUCAACUCGGAUACUCUUUGAAACUGUUGCCACCUGCCAACUUGGAAUUCUUCUGAACAAGUGAGAAAAGCAGUGAUGUCACUGCGGAGCCAUCACACGGAACUACCCAAAAAACUGAACAGGCUGGGGAGGAGAACAUUGUGAAGUGGCAGCAGGACCAUGUCACCUCAGAUGUCAAAAGAGAAUGCAGACCCAUGAAGUCGUAUCUCUUCCUGAUAAGCCUACAUCCAAAUCGCCUGAUCAUGGUGAUGAACGACAGCCAGUGACAGAUGAAAGGCAAGAAAACAUCAACAAAGUCAAAUCCGACCUUGAAAAUGCCCACGGCUGUAUAAAAAUCUUACUUACCCAAGUGGCUGAGAGGGACAAGGAGAUUGAUAAUCUCAAUCAUGCACUCCAUGGACCUCACCAUGGCGUCUCUUUAGAGACUCAGAACAACACCAACAAGAAACUGAUCAGCUACCUUAACCUUCAGAUUGAGUAUCUGCAAGAGGGCAACAAAACACUUGAGCAGAGGAUCCAAGGACUUCAGCAAAAGGCAUCUGCAGAAGUAGCCGACCUUUCUCUGAGGAACAUGCAUCUGUGUCGACAGCUGACGCAAAAGAACACCAUUAUGAAGCAGACUAAGAUGGACAAGAAGCGAGUGCUGGAUAUAGCGUACCGGAACUUGUCUGCUUCCAAAGAGGUUAUUAUCAGUCAACAGGAAGUCAUUAAAGAUUUGGAGGAUAACCUUCUUAAAAUAAGAGGGGAGCUUCCAGACAGUAGUUCCAAUAGUUUGCAUCGAAUUGUUGACCUGGAAAAAGCCGUCCAGAAUUUGGAGCGGGAGAGGUUGGAGCUGCGGUCACAACUCUCGUCGUGUAAAGACAGCAAGUCGGAUACGGACCCGCGGUGGGACUUUCAGCCAGCCGAGCGGCUUCAGAACACUAAGGAAGAAGUGGCUGCGGCGCAGCGGAAGAAAGCAGCUCGAGCUCUUGGUCAACUGCAGGGGGCGCCAAAAAGUCUUGAAGGAGGGCUUGCCAACCUGCCAAAACAAUUAGGUACGACCCAACAAUGCAUUGUCUCAGAGAACACGAGGUUACAGGAUGACAUGACCACACUGAACAGAGAGAAGCAAGCUGCAAAUGCUGGGAUGGAGGAGGUACUGCGUGAGCGGGACCAGCUCAAAUUGAGUGUGCACUCUUACAUCAAUGCAAUGUACAGGAUUGAGGAGAUGAUGAGGACAAAAGAUCAAGAGAAUUUCGAACUGGUGGAGCGCCUGCAAACGGCCCAGUCGAACCUCCAAGAGCGGGAACAGCGGCUGCAGGUGACAGAAGACCUCGUGAGCGCCAUUGACGUGGAGCUGCGCAAAGCCCAGGAAUGCCCGGCCGCCCUCCUCGCCGACCUGGCCUGCGUGCGGGAGCUCUGCGCCAGACUGGACUCUGACAAGGAGCUCACAAGUUGUGAGCUCACGUCUAAGAGAAUGGAGCUCGACAUAGUUCGCUCAGAAACAGAGUCGCUGAAAAAGCAACUAGAGUGCGAGAAGAUGACCGUGCGCAACCUGGAGAUGCUGCUCGCCACCGCGCUUCAGAAGGUCAGCGAGAAAGAGGCCAAGCUGAAGGCGCUACGAGACAGGCUCACUACACCAACAAUCAAUAUAACCGGUGACUGCAACGCAAAUCUUCCAGCACCUCAGCGACAGACUGAGGUCAACGGGCCAACGAACCUGAGACCGACCAGGGAGCAACAUGUGAGCUUCAGGGACUAACUUCAAGUGAAGACCGGCACUUGAACGCCUUCCAAAAUCGAUGCUGUCGAACUGCUGACAGGAUUGACAGGAGCCCGUACUGGACUGCCGUUUUAACUGGGAGGACUGCCAGUACUCCUAAUUAAAAUGAAUUAGAUGUCUGAUGCUAUCAAUGCAGGAAACCAAGAAUUACCUUUAUAUAUAUAUUUAUAUAUUUGUAAAUUUAUUUAUAUGUACAGUAUGUGUGUGUAUGUAUUCAUAUAUAUGCAUAUACAUAGAUUUUCCCACCUUUUCAGCUCUCUCGCAUUUAGAGAUGUAGCACACCAAAAUGUAUAAAGGAAAUUAAAAACUCCACAUCACUGACCAUUGAACUCCAACUGAGGAAGCAAUAGCAUCGA
This is a messenger RNA of Corythoichthys intestinalis (scribbled pipefish), 2455 nucleotides long. RefSeq names its product centrosomal protein of 135 kDa-like. NCBI's taxonomy places the organism in Eukaryota, Metazoa, Chordata, Actinopteri, Syngnathiformes, Syngnathidae. The record is from RefSeq and is a predicted model, not a curated record. The transcript is spliced from 14 exons. The coding region runs from base 522 to 2078 and encodes 518 amino acids.